This is a messenger RNA of Tarenaya hassleriana, 595 nucleotides long. RefSeq lists its product as uncharacterized. Gene Ontology annotation, molecular function: fatty acid binding. NCBI's taxonomy places the organism in Eukaryota, Viridiplantae, Streptophyta, Magnoliopsida, Brassicales, Cleomaceae. The coding region runs from base 43 to 393 and encodes 116 amino acids. The record is from RefSeq and is a predicted model, not a curated record. The transcript has 2 exons. Gene Ontology annotation, biological process: systemic acquired resistance.
CUCUGACUCAAGAAGUGUGUUUUUGUGAAAAGAGGGAAAAAAAUGAAAACCCAUAUUUGCUUUCACCUUAUUCUCUUGUUUCUCUGCAUACACAGCCUCCAAACCUUUGUCCAUGGAGCUGGAGAAUGUGGGAGAACUUCCCCGGAUAGAGAAGCCAUAAAGCUGGCACCUUGCGCCAUGGCUGCUCAAGACCAGAAUUCUCGGGUUUCUGUAACUUGUUGCGAUCGGGUUAGACAGAUCGGGAAAAGCCCUAAAUGCCUCUGUGCUGUAAUGCUUUCGAAUACAGCUAAGAGCUCUGGAGCAAAGCCCGAGAUCGCCAUGACCAUUCCGAAACGCUGCAACAUCGCUGAUCGCCCCGUGGGUUACAAGUGCGGAGCUUAUACUCUGCCUUGAAGCAGCAGAAGAGAAGACGAUAAUGAAUCUUAUGAAGAGAGAGAGAUGCAUGGUGUUUCCCCUUUGGACAAUAACGAGUUUGUUUUGUGCCAUAAGCUUUCAGUAUAACUAUGGUGAUAAUCUUGAUGUAAAUAGUGUAAUGAAGCUUCAAGAGCAAAUGUUCCAUGUUAAUAAAGAGAAUGACAGAUGAGCUUAGUGGUGA